Molecule: messenger RNA, 4478 nt
Organism: Poecile atricapillus (Black-capped chickadee)
Lineage: Eukaryota; Metazoa; Chordata; Aves; Passeriformes; Paridae
Gene: IGSF9B
Product: immunoglobulin superfamily member 9B
Exons: 21
Coding region: 1-4398 (1465 amino acids)
Biological process (GO): cell-cell adhesion
Molecular function (GO): protein binding
Source: RefSeq, a predicted model, not a curated record
AUGAUUUGGUAUGUGGCCGCUUUGGUAGCAAGUGUGCUCGGCGCCGGCGGGCUGCCCGUCCAAGGUGCCCUUGGCUCGAGGGAGGAGCCCGAGUUCGUGACCGCUCGCGCUGGCGAGAGCGUGAUCCUGGGAUGCGACGUGAUCCACCCGCUCACGGGACAGCCCCCUCCCUAUGUCGUGGAGUGGUUCAAGUUCGGCGUCCCCAUCCCCAUCUUCAUCAAGUUUGGGUUUUACCCUCCCCAUGUCGACCCAGAGUAUGCCGGCCGGGCCAGCCUGCACGACAAAGCCUCCCUGCGCAUUGAGCAGGUGCGCUCCGAGGACCAGGGCUGGUACGAGUGCAAAGUGCUCAUGCUGGACCAGCAGUACGACACCUUCCACAACGGCAGCUGGGUCCACCUCACGGUCAAUGCUCCCCCCACGUUCACGGAGACCCCGCCGCAGUACGUAGAGGCGAAGGAGGGCAGCAGCGUCACCCUGACCUGCAUGGCGUUCGGGAACCCCAAGCCCAUCGUCACCUGGCUCAGAGAGGGAGACCUUUUGGGUGCCAAUGGCAAGUACCAGGUGAGCGACGGGAGCCUCACGGUGCUCUCGGUCAGCCGGGAGGACAGAGGUGCCUACACCUGCCGGGCCUACAGCAUCCAGGGCGAGGCUGUGCACACCACGCGCCUGCUCGUCCAAGGACCUCCUUUUAUCGUUUCCCCUCCGGAGAACAUCACAGUCAACAUUUCCCAGGAUGCGCUGUUCACCUGCCAGGCCGAGGCGUAUCCCGGGAACCUCACCUACCUGUGGUACUGGGAGGAGGAGAAUGUCUACUUCAAGAACGACUUGAAGCUGAGGGUGCGGAUCCUGAUCGACGGGACGCUGAUUAUUUUCCGUGUCAAACCAGAGGAUGCUGGAAAAUACACCUGUAUCCCCAGCAACAGCCUGGGCCGCUCGCCAUCAGCCUCUGCCUACCUGACAGUGCAGUAUCCUGCCCGCGUGGUGAACAUGCCCCCCAUCAUCUACGUUCCCAUCGGGAUCCACGGGUACAUCCGCUGCCCGGUCGAGGCGGAGCCCCCGGUCACGCUGGUCAAGUGGAACAAGGACGGGCGUCCCCUGCGAAUCGAGAAGUAUUCCGGCUGGAACCUGCUGGAGGACGGGUCGAUCCGGAUCGAGGAGGCCACUGAAGAUGCUCUCGGCACUUACACCUGUGUGCCUUAUAACGCCCUGGGUACGAUGGGCCAGUCUCCCCCUGCCCGACUGGUACUGAAGGACCCCCCCUAUUUCACGGUGCUACCAGGCUGGGAGUACAGACAGGAGGCAGGGAGGGAGCUGUUGAUUCCUUGCGCUGCUGCCGGAGACCCCUUUCCCAUCAUCGCCUGGAGAAAGGUCCUCUCGGAAACGGGGGAACCGUCUGCCUUGCCACGACCGGAGAGACCGGAUCCCCUGCCGGUGGCCGGCGGUGUCCCCUGGGCCGCGCAGGUAGGGAAGCCCAGCAGGAGCAAGCACAACACGCUGCCCGGCGGGACCCUGCAGAUCCGCUCCCUCGGCAAGGACGACCACGGCGAGUGGGAGUGCGUCGCCACCAACAUCGUCGCGAGCAUUACUGCCAGCACCCACCUGACUGUCGUAGGGACAAGCCCUCACGCCCCAACCAGCGUGCACGUUGUGGCCGCCAUGACCUCAGCCAACGUCUCCUGGGAGCCCGGCUAUGACGGUGGAUACGAGCAGACUUUCUCAGUUUGGAUGAAGAGAGCCCAGUUUGGACCCCAUGACUGGCUGUCUCUCCCUGUGCCAGCUGGUUCCAGUUGGCUACUGGUGGAUACCUUGGAACCGGAGACUGCUUACCAGUUCAGUGUCUUGGCUCAAAACAAGUUGGGCACCAGCUCCUUCAGUGAGGUGGUCACUGUGAACACUCUAGCAUUCCCUGUAACAACUCCAGAGCCUCUGGUGUUGGUUACCCCACCGAGGUGCCUAACAGCCAACCGGACACAGCAAGGCGUCCUCCUGUCGUGGCUCCCUCCCGCCAACCACAGCUUCCCCAUCGACCGCUACAUCAUGGAAUUCCGCGUGGCGGAGAAGUGGGAGAUCCUGGAUGAUGGCAUCCCGGGCUCCGAGAGCGAGUUCUUUGCCAAGGACUUGUCCCAGGACACCUGGUACGAGUUCCGUGUGCUGGCGGUCAUGCAGGAUCUCAUCAGUGAACCCAGCAACGUCGCUGGCGUGUCCAGUACAGAUGUUUUCCCUCAGCCUGACCUGACGGACGAGGGCCUAGCCCGCCCGGUGCUGGCUGGCAUCGUUGCCACCAUCUGCUUCCUGGCUGCUGCCAUCCUCUUCAGCACACUCGCCGCCUGCUUCGUCAACAAGCAACGCAAACGCAAGCUCAAGCGCAAGAAAGACCCUCCUCUCUCGAUAACACACUGCAGGAAGAGUUUGGAGUCCCCGUUGUCUUCCGGCAAGGUGAGUCCCGAGAGCAUCCGCACGCUCCGUCCCCCCUCGGAGUCCUCUGACGACCAGGGCCCGCAGGCCAAGCGGAUGCUGAGCCCCACCAAGGAGAAGGAGCUCUCCCUUUACAAGAAGACCAAACGAGCCAUCAGCAGCAAGAAGUACAGCGUCUCCAAGGCGGAGGCCGAAGCCGAGGCCACCACUCCGAUCGAGCUCAUCAGCCGCGGGCCGGACGGACGCUUCGUCAUGGACCCGGCGGAGAUGGAGCCCUCCCUGAAGACACGGCGGAUCGAGGGCUUCCCCUUCGUGGAGGAGACGGACAUGUACCCCGAGUUCAGGCAGUCGGACGAGGAGAACGACGACCCCGUCGUCCCCACCUCUGUGACCGCCCUGAAAGCCCAGCUCACCCCUCUGUCCUCCAGCCAGGAGUCCUACCUUCAGCCACCAGCAUACAGCCCCCGGUUCCACCGGGCGCUGGAGGGUCCUGGCGCCCUGCAGGCCACCGGCCAGGCCCGCCCGCCGGCCCCCCGGGCUUUCCACCACCAGUUUUACGGUUACCUCAGCAGCAGCAGCCCCGGGGAGGUGGACCCGCCGCCCUUCUACAUGCCAGAAGUCAGCCCGCUGAGCUCGGUCAUGUCCUCCCCACCGCUGCCCCCCGAGGGGCCCUUCGGACACCCCACCAUCCCCGAGGAGAACGGGGAGAAUGCCUCCAACAGCACGCUGCCCCUGGCCCAGACCCCCACGGGGGGCCGGUCCCCCGAGCCCUGGGGCAGGGCCGAGUUCCCCUUCGGCAGCCUGGAGCUGGCCCCCGCGCCGUUCCCCCACCAGCUCCAGCCCUGCGAGGCGGCCGAGGGCUCCCAGCCCACGGGCUGCCUUCCUCGGGGGCCGCCCCCCUCCUCCCUCCAGGUGGUCCCCGCAUCCUACUCGGGCAUCCUGCCCCUGGAGGCACCAAAGAGCUGGACCGGCAAGUCACCGGGCAGGGGUCAAUCCUCCGUGCCCACUACCACCAAGUGGCAGGACAAACCUAUGCAACCCAUGGGAUGUCAAGGGCAGCUAAGACAUACCAGCCAAGGUAUGGGCAUACCCGUGUUGCCUUACCACGAACCGUCCGAGCCCGUCGGCCCCAGCGGCACAAGCACAUUCAGCCUGGACACCAGGUGGUACGAGCCCCAACCCCGACCUCGGCCCAGCCCUCGGCAGGUCAGGAGGGCUGAGCCCAGUUUACAUCAGGUGGUGCUACAACCUUCAAGGCUUUCUCCUCUGACCCAAAGUCCCCUGAGCUCCCGCAACAGCUCCCCGGAGCUGACUGCCCGCGCCCGGCCCCGCCCGGGGCUCAUCCAGCAGGCAGAGGUGUCGGAGAUCACGCUGCAGCCGCCCGCGGCCGUCAGCUUCUCCCGCAAAUCCACGCCGUCCUCCACGGGAUCUCCGGCGCCAAGCAGCCGCGGGGACAGCCCCAGCUUCCGACCGACCACCGCCUUCACCCCCGUGGGCACCGGCUUCUCCAACUCCCAGGGCUCCUCCCUGCCCGUGGACACCAUGGAUGUUUUCGGAGACAUCCCUUCUCCAAGGAGGGCUGGCGAGGAGAUUCUCCAACCAGAGCCGACAUCCACCACCACGGUAGCCGCCACAGGAAAACGUCCAUCUCCGCCCGGGGACGCUGCUGCACCUGAGAGGCUCGAAGCUCUGAAAUACCAGCGGAUAAAGAAGCCCAAAAAGUCAUCCAAGGGCUCUUCGAAAUCCAGAAAACAACCCAACGGCUCUGCCUCCCAGGUUCAGCACCCUCCCAGCUCUCAGGUACUGUCGCCUGACGAAGCUGUCUGCCUCCGCAAGAAGAAGAGACACCCUCGUCAGGACCCCUUCGCCCGGCUCUCAGCGCUGAAGGACGACCUCUGCCACCGGCAGCUCCCUGAAGACCAGACAGCCAUUCUCAACAGCGUAGACCACGAUGACACCAGCGGACACGCCACCCUGCUCUAGCCUAGCGCCGGUCCCAGGAGGUGGAAUUGGAGCUGGUGGAGGGAGCUGGUGUCACACCACGGGGGGAUGGAGGUGGUGGG